CUCAGCCGGGACGUCGCGCUGAAGGGGGGGGGAAAGAAGCGCGGCGCGGACUCGCCCCUCACGCAGGCGGCGGGUCCCUGCCAGGCCGCGGCGGGCUCCUGGUUACUCCUCCUCCUCCUCCUCCGUAAGGGCGCCCCCAGCGGCUCCCGCCUCGCCUCAGCCCGGCCGGGUGAGGGGAAAGCGGGCGAGAAGAAGGAGGAGAGCAGCAGCGGCGGCGGCGGCGGCAGCGUCUGGGCGGAGCGACUAAGGCCUGAGCGGUGAAGUCGGCCGAGGCUUCGCCCGCCUCCUGUGGUCAGGGCGGCCGCCCCUCCGAGUCAGGCAAGAUGGCGGCGGUGGAGCUGGAGUGGGUGCCCGAGACGCUCUACAACACCGCCAUCUCGGCCGUGGUCGACAGCUACGGCCGGGCCCGCCGGAGGGACAUCCGCUCCUUGCCGGAGAACAUCCAAUUCGACGUCUAUUACAAGCUUUACCAACAAGGCCGACUAUGCCAGCUGGGUAGCGAAUUCUGCGAACUAGAAGUUUUCGCAAAGGUGCUUCGAGCUUUAGAUAAAAG
Thamnophis sirtalis is the source of this 553-nucleotide messenger RNA. The record is from RefSeq and is a predicted model, not a curated record. Lineage: Eukaryota; Metazoa; Chordata; Lepidosauria; Squamata; Natricidae.